UAUAUAUAUAUAGAUAGAUAGAUAGAGAGAUAGAAGUGUGUGUGCCAAGUUUUUGUUGGCUUUUUUGUUGAAACAGUUCGCCUGAUCGAAAUUGUGGGAGAAGGCGCAGCUGGCUGGGCGGUCGGCUCUUUGUGUUCUCUGGCUCUUUGACUUGACUCUAGAAGAAGCGUAAAAGAAAAGUCGCAUUAACGUAAAUCUCAACGGGUGCCACAAAAAGUAAACAGACGCAGUAGCUGACUAUAACAACAACAGCAAUAAAUCGAGUGCAUUUGGCAUACCAGAAACAGCGCAGCAAGCGGAUCGUUUCUUUGUUCUUGGGCCUGCAGCAUAAAAAAGCAACGCAAGAAUGGGAAAUGCAGAGUCAACGAGUCAGUCGGCACAUGAAUCAGUGCCAUCCGCAACGUCCACAGACACGCUCGAUGAGCCCUGGUGGCAGCAAAUAGAACACGAAAACUUAAUACUGCAACAAGUUCAGGAGCAGCUGCAGCCGGCGCACGCUAUGGACACGGAACCAACUGGUGCAGCAGAAGCAGCAGAAGCAGAGCCCAAGCCAGAGGCCGAUGGCUCCACGCUGGAGGAGUUCCGGGAGCAGUUGGCCACCAAGCGUUUGGCACGCCAAACAGCCGUGCAGGAUAUGCGUGAGGAGCUGAGCAAAUUGCGUGAGCAACUGGCACAGGAGAAGGCGGAAAAUCAACGUCUAAGACGACAAACACAGUCGCAGCACGUAGAAGCGCCGCUGGCUGAGGAGUCGCAGCCUGAUCCGGAUGAUGAUAAUCCCAGUAGUCGCAGUCGGCAUGCCAACAUUGAGUUGGCCAACGCACAGUUGGCCCUGCAAUUGGCCAAUGCCGAAAAUCUCUCAUUACGCAGCGAACAGGAUGUUGUUCAACGACAAGUGGGCACCCUUAAGGAGGUCAUUUGCUGUUGCAAGCAGAUGCUCAGUGUCAAGGAGGAGCAAUGUGCACAGCUGAAGAUGAAGCUGCAGGAGAUCGAGAACUCGUUCAGUGAGCGGGAAAUGAAGAUCAUGUCCAACAACUUGCGUCAGGAAUACGAACGUCAGCUGGUCAACAUACGACAGUUGCGGCAAUUGUACGAAGAGCGUCAGCGCGUGGCCGCUGCCGAAUAUGAGAAUCUGCAGCGUCUCAUCUCGAUUAAGAAGGAUGAGCUAAUCGCCGAGCAAGAGAAAACAAAGAGCUGCGAGGAACGAAAUCAAUUGCUGCUCAAGGAGCUGGAAACAGCCAACGAUGAGCUGGCCAAGGUGCGCGAGGAGUGCGCCGAGCACAAGUACGAGAAACGUGCCCUCAAGGAGCAAGUGGGCGCAGUUAAUUUGCUCUUUAGCCAACUUGUAAUGGGCUUCAAUGGCAAGAAUAAUCUGGAUAUUGAUCGCUUGACACAAAUGCUGGAGGAGAAUCGCGACCUGUUGAACGAGAUGACACAGGCGGAGGGCAGCUGCAGCGAUGGCGCAACGCUGCCCAAGCUGCUCUUCGAGCUGGUCGAGCAGGCGGCCAAAUCGGACGACGUUGAGGCAGAAAGUGACAAAAGUCGCAGUGCAACGCCCACGCCAAACUCGGAAAGUGAGGUCAAAGCUAUGGGCGAAGAUAUCACGGACUCUGUCAAGCCAGAGCCGAGCGUCAGAAGGCAUCGCAGGCGCAGUGCCGGAGGAGUGACCGCUACUGCGGCUUCGUUAAAAAGCCAUGAGCCCGAAAUUAUGGGAAAAGUUGCCACGGCCCAAGAAAUCAUUGGUAACUUGCCAAAAGUUUGGAAAGUGUUGAUGGAGCUCUUGAGUCACCACAAAAUCGAGCGCGUGCAGUUUGAAGAGCAGCCAGCAGCUGCCGAGGAUGCCCACAAGGCAGCGCCAACAGCAGCAGCAGCUACAACAGCAGGAACAACAACAUCAGCAGCAGCAGCAGCAGCAUCAGCAGGAGGCGCAACAACAACUGCAACUGCAGCUGCAACAGGCAAAGCUCCAGAGCUGAGUGUCAGCAAGACCUACAUCAAGCUAAAGGAUCUGAUUAUGGAAAAGAAAUCUCUGGUUAAGGAAACGAAUCGUCUGAAGACUCUCAACUGUCAUUUGGACAACAGGCUGAACGAGCAGGAAAAGCGUUUGAGUGCGGUCAGCUUGGAGCUGACGAAGACUUGGCAUCUGGUUGGCAAAAUGCAGCGUCAGCAUCGCCAGCUGCACACACAGGAGCAAAUACUGCGCUAUCAGCUGCAGCAGAAACGGCGUCUGCUCAGCGAGCUGAAGGAUGAGCUGGAGUACUGUCGACGCAAAUGGGCGGCGGCACGGGCCAAGAACGAUGAGAGCCAGGAACAGUGCAAUGAUUGGCGACGCGAAUUUGCGCGACGCAAACUGGAGGAUGCCAAUCACUCGGCGGAAAGUGGUUACAGCGACUCUGGACCCCAGUCGGAUGAGGACACUGCCGCAGCAGCAGGGGCAGUCGCAGCUGUAGCUGAUGAAGCGUCAGCUGCGGCUGCGGCUGUGGCAGUGGCUGCAGAUGCUGCGCCCCGUCGCAAGCACUUGAGGGAUCAGUUUGAACAUACACGCAAAAUAAAGCGCAUGCAGAGCACAUCGCCGGGUCGUCAGGCGGCAGCUGCAGCCGGACUGGCGGCGGAGGAUGAGGAGAUUGUGCUGCGCUGGAAUAGUGCACCGCCCACUUGUGGCUGGCGCGAAACGGAGGCGGAGGCGGAUGAGGAAGAGGAGGAACAGGAACAGCAGCAACAAGAUGUGGCUGGCACAUCACGCGGUGCAGUGGCCAGAACCGCACACAGCUCACGCAGCAGGCAGCGUGGCAAGUUGCAAGCAACCACAGGCAACUCCCCACACUCGUCACCCACAGAUGCGGGCACAGCCAGUCGCAUACAGAAACUGGAACAGCAAUGCCAAUCGCUGAUACAACAGGUGCUGGAGACCUCUGGCAAUCGGGAGCGCCUUGAGGUGCAGCUGUGUCGCUUCCAGGACGAGAUUGCGCCCGUGCAGCAUGCUGUGCCGCUGGACGAGUUCAUCAAUCGGAAGCGCUUGGAGCGCAUGACUCGAGCCAGCUCUGCACCGGUCACGGGCGGAGGCAGCCUAACGCCUCGUGAGGAGGAGUACACGCGCAAACGCUCUGAGCGCCUGGGUCGACUGGAGGAGGAAUCACGUCAGCUGCUGUCACGCAUCAAGCGCACCACAGAUCGUGGACACUAUUUGAAGAAAUCGCUGGAUCGUAUUCGACGUGCGCCCAGUCGCGAGGCCAGCUUCGAGAGCAACACCGAGGAGGAGCCCAAGGAAGAGACCGCUGAACCGACCGAGUCGCCCUUAACUGCCGAGGAGCAGGAGUAUACUUCGCGUCGUGCCGCCCGUCUGCAGCGCCUGGAACAUGAGAGUCAACAACUGAUCUCUCAGCUCGCUCGCAACACGGAACGGGGCGAGGGUCUGGCUAAUCGACUGGACACGCUGCAUGAACGUUACGAUGGUCAGGAUCAAGCUCAGGCGCAGGCUCAAGCUCAGACUGCGGCCAGCCUUUCACUGACUGUGGAGCAACGCCUGGAAGACAUCGAGCGUGUCUCGGCAAAUCGAGCGGAGCGUUUGCGUCGCCUCGAACAGCAGGGCGACGAGCUGAUAGCACGUCUGAGCAACACAUCCGAGCGAGGAACCGCCAUGAUCAAUCGCAUAGCACAGCGAGAGGCGAGCCGACGACAGGAGGCAGAGCUGCUCGAGCAGACACUGCCCGUUGGGGAGCAGGUUACCAGCAGCAGCACCAGCAUCGUGGAUGAGGCCAGUGGCGCCGCUUGCUGUGCGACGGUCACAGCAACAGCCAGUCAGUUGGCCCUGCGUCAAUCUACAGGCGCAAUACCCAAGACGCCGGCCAGGAGUCAGCCACAGGCGCAGCUCUGCGCCGCCGCAAGGCAUGAGGAUGCCCACAAGAAGCGCAGCAAGGAGGAUAAAGUUGAGGUCGUGACUGAGGCGAAGGCAGAGACACUGGAGGACAUGGUUCUGCGAUUGCGCUCUUUGCCUUAUCCCACAGCGGGUCCCAGCGCGGCAGUGGAGAACGAUGGUGAGAAGCUGGAGCAGCUACAAGGUGCUGACGAGCUGGAGAAGCAGGAGGAGCUGGGAGAGGAGCAGCAGACGGAGACACAGACGGAAGCGCAGCUGGUUGAAACUGCAAAUUUGGAAAUGCAGCAGCCACAGCAGUAGAAGCCAGAAAGCCAGCUGCAAACUCAAGACUUUCGACGAUUCCAUCUAGCAGCAAUGGAAUCAGAUUGGACUCCUUAUAACUAUUAUAUGCAAAAAUGUUCAUUAGAAUUUAAAUAUAAACUACGAAACUCGCAAGAUUAACUGCUCAG
Molecule: messenger RNA, 4320 nt
Organism: Drosophila hydei
Lineage: Eukaryota; Metazoa; Arthropoda; Insecta; Diptera; Drosophilidae
Product: myosin-9
Exons: 5
Coding region: 347-4171 (1274 amino acids)
Source: RefSeq, a predicted model, not a curated record